Molecule: messenger RNA, 1549 nt
Organism: Erigeron canadensis
Lineage: Eukaryota; Viridiplantae; Streptophyta; Magnoliopsida; Asterales; Asteraceae
Product: serine/threonine-protein kinase STY13-like
Exons: 6
Coding region: 171-1319 (382 amino acids)
Biological process (GO): protein phosphorylation
Cellular component (GO): plasma membrane
Molecular function (GO): protein kinase activity; ATP binding
Source: RefSeq, a predicted model, not a curated record
UCCAUCCGUAGUACCUUCAAGGCCUCAAAUAUAAACCAUAAUAAUAAUAAUAAUACUCCGUAAUAAUUUUGUUUUUAUUUUUAUUUUCUAAAAGAACACCCACAAAACAAAACCAAGUGAAGUUUCACUAUCAUUCUUGGAAAAUUUUGUAUGACCAAAAAUUCAAGAAUAUGAAAGAAAGCAGUAACAAUAAUGAUGGGUUCGUAAGAGCAGAUCAGAUCGAUCUCAAAAGUAUAGAUGAACAGCUUGAACGCCAUCUCAACAGAGUAUGGACUAUGGAAAACAACAAAAAAAAUCAGUCGACGGAAAAUCAAUAUUCCGGUACCGCCGUCAAACCACCGUUUAAGUCCACCGUAGCUAGUAGUAAAGUUGAAAGGAAGGAAUGGGAGAUCGACCCUUCUAAACUUAUCAUCAAAAGUGUUCUUGCUCGUGGUACAUUUGGCACCGUCCACCGUGGCAUCUACGACGGCGUUGACGUCGCCGUAAAACUGCUGGAUUGGGGGGAGGAGGGCCACCGGUCGGAGGCUGAAAUACAGUCGUUGAGGGCGGCAUUUACACAAGAAGUGGUCGUGUGGCAUAAGCUUGAUCAUCCUAAUGUCACUAAGUUUAUUGGUGCAACUAUGGGCUCUUCAGAGCUCCAGAUACAAACUGAAAAUGGUCAAAUUGGGAUGCCAAGUAACAUUUGUUGUGUUGUGGUAGAGUAUUUACCUGGGGGUAAUUUGAAGUCAUACCUCAUUAAAAAUCGGAGGAAGAAGCUCCCUUUCAAAGUUGUUGUCCAAAUUGCGCUCGAUCUUGCAAGAGGGUUAAGUUACCUGCACUCCCAAAAGAUCGUACACAGAGACGUGAAGACUGAAAAUAUGCUACUGGACAAAACCAGAACUGUUAAAAUUGCUGAUUUUGGGGUUGCUCGUGUUGAAGCCUCCAACCCAAAUGACAUGACUGGAGAAACUGGGACCCUUGGCUAUAUGGCCCCUGAGGUACUGAAUGGUAAUCCGUAUAAUAGGAAAUGCGAUGUGUACAGUUUUGGCAUAUGCUUAUGGGAAAUAUAUUGUUGUGAUAUGCCGUAUCCAGAUCUUAGUUUCUCUGAAGUAACUUCUGCUGUCGUUCGCCAGAAUCUAAGGCCCGACAUACCACGAUGUUGCCCGAGUUCACUUUCAAAUGUGAUGAAGCAAUGCUGGGAUGCGAAUCCCGACAAGCGACCAGAAAUGGAUGAGGUUGUGACCAUGUUAGAGGCAAUAGAUACAACUAAAGGUGGAGGCAUGAUUCCCGGUGACCAAGCUCAGGGUUGUCUUUGCUUCCGUAAGUCUCGUGGGCCUUAAAAUACUUGCAGCAUGAGUUGAGUAGAUGGUAAAUUCAUAUUUGAUUGUCUAAAGAUCCUGCCUGGUUUUGCCAGGUCAAAAAAGAGGUAAGAAAUUAAACAGAUUCCUAAAAGUGGGAAUAUGUUAAAUGGUACAUGUUUGUAGACUUGUGGUGUCAUGCUACAUGUUUGAAUUAUGUAAUGUAAAGCUUCAUGUUUUUAUAUUUUGGUAUUUAAAUCUGAUAUUCAGUA